Molecule: messenger RNA, 5346 nt
Organism: Dothidotthia symphoricarpi CBS 119687
Lineage: Eukaryota; Fungi; Ascomycota; Dothideomycetes; Pleosporales; Dothidotthiaceae
Product: beta-ketoacyl synthase domain-containing protein
Exons: 5
Coding region: 1-5346 (1781 amino acids)
Biological process (GO): secondary metabolite biosynthetic process; fatty acid biosynthetic process
Molecular function (GO): fatty acid synthase activity; 3-oxoacyl-[acyl-carrier-protein] synthase activity
Source: RefSeq, a predicted model, not a curated record
AUGACCACCACUCCCUCAACGGAUGGCUUGGGCGACUUUGCGUCUCGACUACUAUUCUUCAACAAUGAAUUUCCCAACGACGACCUACGGGAUUUAUUCCGCCGCCUGCACACUAACAGCAAGUGUCAGCGAUUUCGCUCCCUAGCUACUUUCCUCGACGCAUGUGGCGAUGUGCUUCAUGAUGAAGUCGCAGCGUUGCCUUUGCACCUGAAGAAGCUCGUCCCGUCGUUCAAGUCAGUUUUGUCCCUCGCGGACGAUCCUGAUUUCAGACAGGGUCCAUUGGGCGGAGCAUUGGAAAGUGCCCUGCUAUGCGUUCUGGAGAUUGGCAUGUUCAUUGGUCACCAUGAAGCCCAGGAUCUGCCCCUAGAUAUAUCUGGUGCUAGGACGACGCUAUCUGGCCUCAGUAUUGGGUUGUUUGCUGCUGCUGCCAUCUCGGUCUCCAGCUCCUUGGCAGAAGUCGCCAUCAACGGUGUGGAGAGCGUGAGAGUCGCUUUCAGACUGGGCGUCCAUGUCAACGACGUGUCUGAGAGACUCGAGUCGCGCGACCAAGACGGAAAUUAUGACAGCUGGGCCUAUGUGUUGACUGGCCUGUCCGUCGCAAAGGUGCAGGAGGAGCUCGACCGCUACAACACAGAAGCAGCCAACCCCACGCCGACAAAAGUCUUCAUCAGUGCGUCAGACAAGACUUCAGUCAGUGUUACGGGUCCGCCAUCUCGCCUGAAAAACGCAUUCAGACACUCUCAAGCCCUGCGUUAUUCAAAGCACCUCCCGAUGCCGGUUUUCAAUGGGUUGUGUCAUGCUCCACAUCUCUACACUGCUGAAGACGUCCGGUCUAUCGUCCAUGGCUCUGCACCCAGAUGCACUCACUCUCUUCGCAUCCAGCUUCCGUUGCUCUCGCCACAGACGGGCAAACAAUUCCUCGCUCGCUCUGCCGGUGACCUCUUCGAAGAGAUCGCUGCUGACAUCUUGAUGGGUGGCAUUUUCCUCGAUAACCUCAGUGGCGGAAUCCUGGCCUCGAUCUCUGAUUUUGGAUCAGCAGAAUGUGAGGUAUUUCUCUUCCGCUCAUCUCUGGUCUCGAACAGCAUAUUGGCAACCGUGAGCGAGGGUCUCGGCCAAGUAACGAUGAAGCGCGCUGAUUAUAUCGACUGGUGUUUUGACGGCAUCACGCCUUGCAAACCGCGAACUGUUGCACAGUCUACUCUCGCCAUCGUUGGAAUGUCUUGCAGGCUGCCUGGGGGCGCCAACGACUGUAAGCUAUUCUGGGACCUUUUGAAAGAAGGAAGAGACACACACACCGAAGUCCCGGCCGACAGGUUCGAUUUACAGGCACAUUUCGAUCCGACUGGCCAGAUCCCCAAUUCGACGCCCACACGUUGGGGGAAUUUCAUCGAUCAACCGGGCAUGUUUGACGCCGCCUUUUUCAACAUGUCCCCGAGAGAGGCAGAGCAAACAGACCCCAUGCAUCGGCUGGCCCUCGUCACGGCCUACGAGGCGCUCGAAAUGUCGGGAUAUGCACCAAAUAGAACACCGUCCACGACUCUGGAACGGAUAGGCACAUACUACGGUCAAGCAAGCGACGAUUGGAGGGAGUUGAAUGCAGCUCAAAACAUCGGGACACAUGCGGUGCCAGGAGGGGAGCGAGCCUUUGCCAACGGACGCAUCAACUACUUCUUCACAUUCGGCGGUCCAAGCUUCAACAUCGAUACCGCAUGCUCCAGCGGACUGGCUGCUGUCAAUGCCGCAUGCUCAGCGUUGUGGGCCGGCGAAGCAGACACGGUCAUCGCGGGCGGUCUCAGCAUUAUCACAAAUCCCGACAACUACGCCAUGCUGGGCAAUGGUCAUUUCUUGUCCAGGACAGGUCAGUGCAAGGUGUGGGACGAAGGAGCUGACGGGUACUGCCGAGCUGAUGGUGUCGGCUCUGUCGUAAUCAAACGCCUAGAAGACGCAGUUGCGGACAACGACAAUGUCCUCGCCACCGUGCUCGCUGGUGCAACAAACCAUUCCGCCUAUGCCGCCUCUAUCACUCAGCCCCAUGCUGGGGCCCAGAAGAGCAACUACGCUCAGGUCGCACAAGCCGCAGGUAUCAACCCUCUCGAUGUAGGCUACGUCGAACUUCACGGUACCGGAACGCAAGUCGGAGAUGCGGUUGAGUCUGAGUCGGUUUGUGAUUUCUUCGCUCCCCUCUCCCCACGUCGCCGCGCCGAUCAGCCUCUCCACUUGGGAGCCUUGAAAUCCAACAUUGGGCAUGGCGAGGCUGCUGCGGGCAUUGCCUCACUGAUCAAGGUGCUACUGGUCUACCAAAACAAUGAGAUCCCGCCACACAUUGGGAUCAAAACGGCUAUCAACCCCAUCAUACCUCUGGAUCUAGCAAAGCGACAAGCUGGCCUUGCUAUGAACCUGCAGCCGUGGCCGAGGGAAGCUGCGAAGCCUCGAUACGCUGUUGUGAACAGUUUCGGGGCCCAUGGUGGUAAUACCACGUUGAUACUCGGAGACGCGCCUGAAAGGAAACUCAGCGGCUCUGACCCAAGAUCGAGCCAUCCGGUGGUGGUCUCUGCGAAAAGCAAGAAUUCUCUGAAAGACAAUCUAACAGCUCUCGUCGAAUAUCUUGACAAGCAUCCAGGUACCGAUCUGGGCGACCUGUCGUAUACGACCACGGCUCGGCGAAUCCAUCACAGCUCCAGAGUGGCCGUCUCAGCUUCCAGCAUUUCUCAAUUGCAAAAAGCUUUACUCUCUACCCUUCCUACUGUCGGAGAAAUCCGCCCCGUGUCGGUAACUGCACCUUCGAUCGCAUUCGCUUUUACCGGCCAAGGCUCAUUCUACCUGGGAAUCGGCGUGGCAUUAUACAAAUCAUUCCCGUACUAUCGCGAACAGAUUGUCCACCUCGACCAUCUGGUACAGGGAUUCGGCUUCCCCUCGGUCGUUCCACUCAUCGAAGGUACAUCCGAGAAUGGAGUCUCUCCUCUCACAACGUCACUCGCCAUCGUCGUCAGCCAACUUGCCCUCGCUGAAUUCUGGUCGUUCCUUGGAGUCAAACCCAGCGCUGUCGUUGGCCACAGUCUCGGCGAAUAUGCGGCUUUGGCCGUGGCUGGUGUGAUAUCGGCAGCCGACGCAAUCCUUCUCGUGGGGAAACGUGCAGAACUCGUCGUCUCCAAGUGCGAAGAGGGCAGUCAAGUCAUGCUUGCGGUGCGCGCAAGCGUCGAUAAGAUAAAAAGUAUUGCUAUGGACGGAAGGUACAACGUUUCCUGCAUGAAUGGAAGCAACGACACCGUCUUGGGAGGCUCUCGAGAAGAUAUUCAGGGUACGCGAGAGGCCCUGGAACAUGAAGGCGUAAAGUGCACACUCCUUGAUGUCCCCUUUGCAUUCCAUACCAGUCAGAUGGACCCUAUGCUGGGACCGUUCGAACAGGUGGCAAAGCACGUCACUUACAAAAUCCCGAGGAUUCCCAUUCUCUCCCCACUCCUCAGCACUUGCGUGUUCGACGGUAAAACCAUCAACGAGAAGUACUUGAGCAAAGCGGCCCGAGAUCCUGUCAAUUUCGUCGGCGCUCUGGAGGCUGCCCAGGACCUUGGCAUCGUUGACGAGAAGACCAUGUGGAUCGAGAUCGGGUCCCACCCCGUGUGCCUCUCCUUCAUUCGAGGCAACAUUGCAGACGCGCAAGUGACUGCAUCGCUUCGUCGCGACGAGGACAACUUUGCGACCUUGUCCAGCACUCUCGCAUCACUCCACCGUGUCGGUAUCAAUGUCAACUGGAAUGAGUACCACCGCCCGUACGAAAGACACCACACCCUCUUAUUGCUCGACACGUACAAGUGGAAUGAGAAAAACUAUUGGAUACAAUACGAAGGCACCUGGACUCUGGACAAGGCCUAUCCGAACGGCAACCCGAACAAGACGCCAACGACGCAAAGCGGUUCUGCACUGCGGACUUCUUCUAUGCAGCAGAUUAUAUCAGAAGAAAUAACCGAAACCACAGGCAAGCUUGUCGUCGUCUCGGACAUGAUGCACCCAGAACUACUGAGCGCCUUAGACGGCCACCACAUGAACGGAUAUGGUGUGGCGACGUCGUCGAUCUGGGCUGAUAUGGCUUUGACUGUCGGCGAAUAUCUGUACAAGCGCAUGGUGCCAGGGGCCGAGCCGGUGUCAAUGAACGUUUCCGACAUGCUGGUGGAACACGCUCAAAUCGUGAUGUCGAACCGAGAGGGCGCACAGCUUUUGCAAGUAGAAGCCGAGAUGGACCUCGAGGACCUGACCACGGCUGUGCAGUGGUACAAUGUGAACAACGCAGGCGAACGCUCUGAAGAGCCGUAUGCUACCGCGACAGUUCGAUACGAAGAGUCCGAGGAUUGGGAGGCCGAGUUCAGCAGGGUGUCGUGGCUAGUGGACAGCCGCGUCGAAACACUGACAGCCAUGGUCCCUGGAGGCUCCGCCAGCAGGCUGUCACGAGAUCUGACGUACACACUGUUCGAGAACGUAGUCGAUUACUCGGAUAAGUACCGCGGCAUGCAUUCUGUCGUGAUUCACGACUUCGAAGCCUUCGCGGACGUAAUAUUGGCACCCGAGAGGCACGGCACCUGGCAUACGCCUCCCCACUGGAUCGACAGUCUCUUCCACGUCGGUGGAUUUGUCAUGAACGGCAGUGCAGCCUCCAACACCAAGGACUAUUUCUACGUCACCAACGGCUGGAGUAGCUGCCGUAUGGCGAAGCCUGCGGUUGCAGGCGGUAGCUACCGGAGCUAUGUGCGCAUGGCGCCGACGAGCGAGCCCAACAUGUUCUCUGGCGACGUGUAUGUCCUGCAGGACGGGACGGUCGUGGGCAUGAUGGGUGGCAUGAGGUUCCGCCGUGUCAACCGCAUUUUGAUGGACAGGUUCUUCUCGCCGCCAGAUGUGGCAGCGGGAGGCGUCACUAAAACCACGUCGUCGGUACGUGCUACUCCCGUCAAACCGAAAUCGACGGCCAAACCCAAGCCUGCCGCGUCUCAACGCGCUUCCACAAAGGCCACGCGCAACGUGCAGGCAACGAGGUCCGCUGUGGUAGAGCAAGUCGUAAAAGCAGAUGACGAAGAAACGAAAGAAGCAGCUCCCGCGGUGAAAGGUGAUAGCAACGCCAGUGAAAUGGCAGGAGGCGUCGUGGGCGACGCGCUGAAGCUCAUUGCCAAAGAGACGGGACUCGAGCUUUCCGACCUGACCGACGACGCCAUGUUUGUGGAGCUGGGCGUCGAUUCCCUCACUUCGCUGGUCCUGGCCGAGACGUUCAAGAAGCAGCUGUCGAUCGAGGUCAAGAGUUCGCUCUUCCUGGAGUGUCUCAAUGUCGGAGACCUAAAGGCGUGGCUCGAGCAGAAUGCGUGA